UCAAUGAACAUUAUCAAUGUUCAUUUACCACUUGGUUUUAUAAUAUAGACUAGGUAUAGAGGUCAUUUUCGUCAACGAUUAAUGUAAAAUAGUUAUUUCCCUUCUAUUUCCUUUUUAUAGAUUAAUCUUCCUCAAGACCGAUAAAAUGGCAGUAUUCUUGCGAUCUACCCGACUAGCCGCCAAGUUAAGCCAAGGUACAACAAAAUGUUUCUCGCGGACUUACGCCGAUCAAAUGAGUUUUACAUUUGCUGCCGCCAAUCAAAUAUACUAUGCCGAAAAGAAUGUCAAGCAAGUUGAUGUACCAUCGUUCAGUGGAUCUUUCGGUAUCUUACCAAACCAUGUGCCUACAUUGGCUGUUCUCCGCCCAGGUGUUGUAACCGUUUACGAAGACGAUUCAACAUCCAAGAAAAUAUUUGUAUCCAGUGGAACGGUGACUGUAAAUGAAGAUUCCAGUGUUCAAGUCUUAGCCGAGGAAGCUCAUCCAAUUGAAGAUAUUGACAGUUCAGCUGCCCGUCAAGUGUUGCAAGAAGCACAAAGUCAAUUGGCAACUGCUUCAGAUGAAGUUUCUAAGGCAGAAGCCGCUAUUGCUGUAGAAGUAGCUGAAGCCCUAGUAUUAGCAUCAGGAAAUUAAAACGUUUUUAGAAUUAUGUAUUAUAUUAGUGUGGAAAUUCGUUUCAGAAUUUCCUGUUUUACAAAUAGAUUACUUGAUACAAAUCGAAAAUUCAUUUUUUCCUCAAAACUUGUUGAUAUUUAUGUUUAAAAUUUCAGUUUAUAAUUUUUUUUUUUUGUCACACAAUUUCAAUAAAUUAUAUUUCCAACACAGAA
Messenger RNA from Adelges cooleyi (spruce gall adelgid), 825 nucleotides. It is a transcript of the gene ATPsyndelta, whose product is annotated as ATP synthase subunit delta, mitochondrial. Lineage: Eukaryota; Metazoa; Arthropoda; Insecta; Hemiptera; Adelgidae. Gene Ontology annotation, biological process: proton motive force-driven ATP synthesis. The transcript is spliced from 4 exons. Gene Ontology annotation, molecular function: proton-transporting ATP synthase activity, rotational mechanism. The record is from RefSeq and is a predicted model, not a curated record. The coding region runs from base 146 to 631 and encodes 161 amino acids.